Messenger RNA from Geosmithia morbida, 2646 nucleotides. RefSeq lists its product as uncharacterized. The coding region runs from base 1 to 2646 and encodes 881 amino acids. Gene Ontology annotation, biological process: nuclear-transcribed mRNA catabolic process, nonsense-mediated decay. The transcript is spliced from 3 exons. The record is from RefSeq and is a predicted model, not a curated record. Gene Ontology annotation, molecular function: protein binding; telomeric repeat DNA binding; telomerase RNA binding. Gene Ontology annotation, cellular component: telomerase holoenzyme complex. NCBI's taxonomy places the organism in Eukaryota, Fungi, Ascomycota, Sordariomycetes, Hypocreales, Bionectriaceae.
AUGGGCAGCGUCAAUCUCGAUAAGGGCUGGAUACCGCACCUCAGCCAGAUGCACCAGGGGAAGGGUGCCCAGCCGAACCGGGAGGGAAGCCAGGGAGGAGGGCGAGACCAAGUACGGGAGCAGGACGGCCAGGAGGGGGCUAUCGAUGACGAGGACCGCAUCUUUCAAUGUGGCUUCUGCAAUCGUCCCGUGACAUACGACAUCGACACCUUCACGGCCCACGUCCAGGCCGAUCUACCGAACCACGGCACCCUGGAAGAUGAGACGGCCAUCGCAGAGGCCUUUGCCAGGGUGAGCCUCAGGUCUCCAGUUCGCUCCAGGCAGCAGCCACAAUCACCGUCCGGCAAGAAGCGGCCGGGGCCCGAUCCGGGCGGACACGGACGCUGCGAAUGGGACCCGGACCGGGCCACUGGUGAGCCGGAGCCUAAGAGGCUCAGGUCGCCCGUCACCUCGGACAGGGCAGAUCACGGAGAUCACGGACCGCCCGCCGCCAAGUUCGACCGCGGCAGGGGCCACAACCACAGCCACAGUCGCGGGUCGCACUCGGUCUGGCAGCUCGAUGACCCAUAUGCCGGCGGUUCAGGCCAGCGUCCGGCCGAGAACCACGGCAGGAACGCCUCUUCGACCGACCAGCCACGCCGACGCCAGGGAGCGGCGCGGCCGACGGAUGCCGGCGCCAGGGCCACGACACCCGCCGACGCCCAGGCGCACGGGGACGAGCUUCUCAGGCCCAACACGUCGAUGCGCGCCCAGCCGGAGAGCCGGCCGAUAACGCAGGACCAGCUGGUCAAGGAGCUCAAGGGCAUCUACUCGACGCUCGUCGUCGUCGAGACCAAGUGCAUCGAGGUCGACGCGGCGCAGACGGGCAACAUAGAGCACAACCCGAGCGCCGAGCAGUGGAAGGCCCUGAUCCUCCUGCACCGCACCCUCCUGCACGAGCACCACGACUUCUUCCUCGCCUGCCAGCACCCGGUCGGGAGCGAGGCACUGCGGAGGCUGCCCUACAAGUACUCCAUCCCGGCCCGCAUGUGGCGCCACGGCAUCCACUCCUUCCUCGAGAUCCUCCGCCAGCGCCUCCCGGCGUCGUACGACCAGAUGCUGGCCUUCAUCUACAUCGCCUACGGCAUGAUGUCACUGCUCUACGAGACGGUGCCCGCCUUCGAGGACACAUGGCGCGAAUGCCUCGGCGACCUGGCCCGCUACCGGAUGGCCAUCGAGGAGCACGACCUGAGGGACCGCGAGGUCUGGACCGGCGUGGCCCGCUCCUGGUACAGCCUGGCGUCGGACAAGGGCCCCUCGACCGGCCGCCUCUACCACCACCUGGCCAUCCUGGCCCGCCCGAACGCUGUGCAGCAGCUCUACUUCUACGUCAAGUCGCUGUGCGUGCCGAUCCCCUUCGCCAGUGCCCGGGAGAGUAUCAUGACCCUGUUUGACCCGCUAUUGGCCGGCAACCCCCAGAAGCUGCAGCCGGUAGACGCCGCUUUUGUCCGCGUGCAUGCCAUCUUGUUCUCCGGGAAGCACGAGGACCAGCUCGAGUCGUCUAUGAAGGAGUACAUAGAGGGUGUGGACGGCCAGAUUGGGCAGAUGGCCAGCAGAUGGCUCGGGACUGGCUAUCACAUGGGUAUCCCUCUUGCGUGUGCACUUUUGGAGUACGGUAACAGAGACAACUUUCUGAUGGAGUUGAUUCGGCAGCGACACGAGCCGAAGGAGGACAAGACCAUUGCCGCCGCUCCCAAAGAAGCUGGAGAACGAGAUGGAGGGGGAGAAGAAGGAGAAGCAAGUAACGGAGUAUCAGGACAGGACACGAAGAGUGUCAGCACCAGGGAACCGGGGCCAAACGAUACGUUUAUCAAAGCUCGCUCGCUCCUGGUAAAGGCUUACACUACGAUAGUAUCGCGAUGGGGCGACUACAACACGCUGCCGUUCCUGCACACGAUCCUGGCUUUUCUAGACCACGCGUCCCAGUACCCGGAGGCGAUGCGCCAUAUAGAAGAAGAAUUCCCUUGGCACCUGACGGCCGUCAUGCUAAACUACAUACUGCCCAAGCCUGUGGGCAAUGUCGAUGGCGAUGGCGAUGACAAUGGUGAUGGUGAUGGUGGUGGUGGUGGUGGUGGUGAUGAUGGCAACAACGUCUGGGAAAAGGGCAAGAAGACAUCGAAGACGAAGAAGAUGAAGGGGAAGGGGGCCAACGCACUCGACGCCCAGGCCCACAACGCCCACGUCGCCCACGUCCGCCAGCGCAUAGACGACACGGCCACCUUCCCCGGCCCGUACAAGGGCGAGACGCCGCGCCCGCUGCCGGAGGAUUUCGCCAUGCGAGGCCUCGUCUACACGGAGGACUACUACCCGAUCUACUGGUUCCGCGACAGCAGGGUGGAGGAGGAGGAGAAGUUCUUUGAGAUGACUUCGAUGAUGGAGACGCGCAAGGAGAGGAUCCUCUGGCUGGGGCGCAGACUCGCCAACCACAAGAGGUGGCUUACGUGGGACGGAGAAGGGCACGGUAGGUUCGACGUCGUUGACAAGUAUGCUGAGAGACCCGAGGGCAGGGACCGGUCGGAUCAGUCGGAGGUGGCGAGCGAGAAGACGAUGUGGAAGGGAAAAGAGGCGGAUGUCCGGGGGAGUGUGGUCAAGAUUGAGGAGGUAUGA